GCGGCGCCACCGGCUCAGGAGUGGACGCGUCCGCUUUAAGGCGCGGUGACCCACGGCCGCAGGCGGGGCGGGGACGGCGCGGGCGUCCGGAGGCGAGUGCGAGGGCGCUAGUGCGCGGCACCCGGCCCACCAUGCUGACCGCGCUCGGCCCGCCUGGCCUGCCCGGGCUCCCGGGUCGGCUGUCCUCGGCACCCGCUCGGCGCCAGGACUCCUCUGGUUCAUCCGGCUCCUACCACACGGCUCCAGGUUCCCCAGAGACCCCAGCCGUUGGGCCGGACGCGGAGGGCCGGGCGAAGUGGCCCCGGGUGGCCCCUGCGCUGGGGGCGGACGCGCAGCCUCGCCUGUCCGUCAGCGCCCAGAAUAGCCGCCAGCAGCCAGCGCCCGGCUCGGGUUUCCCGCGGGGCCCCGGCUCGGACCCGCGGCCAGCCCUGCCCCAGCUGCGCACACUGCCGUCGGGGGAGAUGGAAGUCAUCUUCAACGCCGGACCCCUGUUCCGCCGCUGCGACGCCGCGGAGAGCGAAGUGCCGCCGUCCUCCCAGCCAGCCUUCUGCAGCUCCUCUCCGCCCCGGGCCGGGUCUCCCGCCCCCGCCGCACCGCAGGACCCCGGCCCCGACGGUGGCUCCCGCUGGGCCACCUACCUGGAGCUGCGGCCCGGCGGGCCGAGUCCUGCCACCCCGACGCAAUUCGAAUGUGUGGAAGUGGCGCUGGAGGAGCGGGCUGCGCCCGCCAGGCCCCGAACGGUGCCCAAGCGUCAGAUCGAGCUGCGUCCUCGGGCCCGCAGCCCCCCGCGGGAGGCCAGCGCGCCCAAUCCCCGCCUGCUGCUGCGCACCGGCUCCCUGGACGAGUCACUGGGCCGCCUGCAGGCCGCCGCGAACCUCGUGCAAACCGCGCUGGCCAGAAAACUGGGCCCCGCGGCCCUUGCCCCGAGCACCGCCACCUUCGGAUCCACGGGACGGCCGGAGCCCGAGAUCCGGGAUGCGGCGCGCAGCACCCGAGUGGUCCCUGAGCACGCCAAGGCUCGGCCGCCCCGGGUGCUUGAAAAUUCAAGCUCCGCCAAAGCCCCACGGCCCUGGCCCAGCCUCCGGGAGCGCGCAAUUCGGCGGGACAAACCCGCUCCUGGCACCGAGCCGCUGGGUCCAGUGAGUUCCAGCAUCUUCUUGCAGUCGGGGGAGAAGACCCACGAGGCGCACAGCCAGUUACCCAAGACGCGGCUUUCGCGAGAGCCCCUGGAUAGGAUCAUCCCGAGAGCACAGAGUCCGCCUUUGGAGUUUCGGGGCCCCUGGGAGGUUCCCAGUAAAGCCGUGAACCCGCUGUGGCAGGCUCCGAAUGGAAGCGUGCGAGGCUCUCACCGCCCCGGCCCCCAAAACCUGCCGCCGUGGGAACAGGCCAUUCGGAGGGUGAGUAGCCCGCCGCACCCCGAAGCCUCCGCCGUGGAGGACACCGCCAGCAGAAGGAGCCCGUCCCCUCCGACCCUCUCUCAGUGGGAGCGAGAUGUCGCCCGGGUGGGCAGCGUGUCCCUCGAAGCCCCUUCCCCGUGGGAGAUUCCGCAUCAUCCGGCAGUGGAGGACGCACUGGUAGGGAGCAGGAGCCCGUCCCCGCAGGCCUUGUCCUCGUGGGAGGCUGCCCACCAUCCCGUUGAGGCGUGGGAAACGUGGGAACCCACUGCGCAGGGCUCACCCACCGCGUCUCGGCGGGACGCUCUGAACGGUACCGCCCCGGAGGAGGUGGUGCCGUCCGCACCGGGGACACCCGAGUUCACGGCGGUUCCGAGCCCGUCCUCGCGGGAAACGCGCGGUCUUGGCGAUCGGCGGUUGCCAGAGGGGGCUGCACCCGAGCUGCCCCUCUGUCGCCUGGAGGGCAACGAGGGCCCGGAAACCUGGGGUCCUGGAGAAGCAGCCUCGGGCCGCCGGCGCGUGGCCAUCCCGCGACCCCGCGACGUGCGCCAGAUGGUGAAGACCACCUACGCGCCCAGCUUUCCGGCGGGGUCGUCGGGCUCUGGGCAGCCAGCGCCUCCUGCGGACCCCCGCAGCGAGGAGGGCGGCGCCUCCAAGACGCAAGACCUCCAGGCGCUGGGGGCUCCAGCCCCGGGCCACUACACUUCCGUUUUUCUAAAAGACUUUCUGCCCGUCGUGUCGCACCCUUACGAGCCUCCGGAGCCGACCCCCGAUACCGCUCCCAGGGACGCUUCGAAGCCCAACGGCGCCCCGCGGCGCAGAGCGGAGAACAGCACGGCCAAGCCCUUCGCGCGCACCGAGAUCCGCCUGCCCGGCGCCUUGGCCCUGGGCCGCCCGCCCGACGGCUCGCGGGGCGGCGGCGUGCGCGCGCCGGGCGGCGGAGAGAACCGCGAUGCCGAGCCUCCGCGCCUGGUCCCCGAAGGCGAGGGUGGGCCCAGCCCCGCGGAGCGAGCCGCUCCCUCCUCGCCCCAGCGAUCACCCGUGGGUGGCAUCGGGGCGCGCGCACCCCGCCCCAGCUCCCCACAGGCGCACCCUCACUCGAGUCCCGGGCGAGCAGCCCGUCUGGAGGCGAGCCCAGCGGCCCCCGAGUCCUUCCCGAGGGCGCCGCAGGAGGCGGCGGGCGGAGCGACCCCGCCGCACCCCCGUGCGGCCUCGGCGCCUCCCGCGGACCGCAGCCGCGAAGGCCCCUUCCAGGGGCCGCUCAGGCCGCCUGGGGCAGCAGCGCCCGGGAAGGUCCUAGUGGACCCGGAGAGCGGCCGUUACUACUUCGUGGAGGCGCCGCGGCAGCCUCGGCCGCGACUGCUCUUCGACCCCGAGAACGGGCAGUACGUGGAGGUGCUGCUGCCGCCCUCGCCUCCGGGGCCCUCGCGCCGCGUCUACACCCCGCUGGCGCUGGGCCCCGGCCUCCUGCCGCCCGCCUACGGGCCGCUGCCCGGCCUCCCUCUGCCCCCGGCCCCGGGCUCGCCGGCCUUCAGCGGCCACCAGCUUCCUUGGGCCGCCGAGCCGGGGCCCCUGGACGGGAUGUACUACCUGCCAGUGAGUGGGACCCCUAGCCCCGCGCCUCCUCUGUUCCUCUGUGCACCGCCCCCUAGCUCGGGGCCCCAGCAGCCCCGCAAGGCUCCCGUAUUUCCUGUGUGAGGCCCCUGGCCCGGUACCCACAUCGUGGACCUGUUGAUGGCCUUGGAGGACCCACCCAGUCCCUGCCCUCCAUCACCUCUGCUCGCUUCACUCC
Messenger RNA from Sorex fumeus (smoky shrew), 3186 nucleotides. RefSeq names its product proline rich basic protein 1 (gene PROB1). The record is from RefSeq and is a predicted model, not a curated record. Lineage: Eukaryota; Metazoa; Chordata; Mammalia; Eulipotyphla; Soricidae. The transcript has a single exon. Gene Ontology annotation, cellular component: nucleoplasm. The coding region runs from base 132 to 3092 and encodes 986 amino acids.